Messenger RNA from Nerophis lumbriciformis (worm pipefish), 312 nucleotides. The record is from RefSeq and is a predicted model, not a curated record. NCBI's taxonomy places the organism in Eukaryota, Metazoa, Chordata, Actinopteri, Syngnathiformes, Syngnathidae.
AUGGCAGAAGGGGGCUUUGACCCUUGUGAAUGCAUCUGCAGCCAUGAGCACGCGAUGAGGCGUCUCAUUAACCUGCUCAGAAACACUCAGUCCUACUGCACAGACACAGAGUGUCCUAUGGAAUUACCUGGGCCUGGUGAAGGGUCCACUGGUGGAGGAGAGCUGACCUUCCCCAUUAUUCUGAUGGGAUGGAUGGUACUUGCUGUCAUCCUGUUUCUGCUUCGCCCUUCUACUCUGAGAGGUCACUCUUCAACUGAGAAAAACACUGAACCCCACAAUGGGAGAGAACCACCAGCGCCACCUGUUGACUAG